Encephalitozoon hellem ATCC 50504 is the source of this 474-nucleotide messenger RNA. RefSeq names its product RNA-binding protein. The coding region runs from base 1 to 474 and encodes 157 amino acids. Gene Ontology annotation, cellular component: nuclear cap binding complex. The transcript has a single exon. Gene Ontology annotation, molecular function: RNA cap binding. NCBI's taxonomy places the organism in Eukaryota, Fungi, Microsporidia, Unikaryonidae. Gene Ontology annotation, biological process: mRNA cis splicing, via spliceosome. The record is from RefSeq and is a predicted model, not a curated record.
AUGAUGAUCCUAGAGAAGUAUUUCACAGGGGAGCGAGAAGGAUACUUUUAUAGGGAAAAGACGUUUGUGGGGACGGAUGAGGAGUAUAUCGAGGCAAAGAAGAACUCGUCGACAAUUUUUGUAUCCAAUAUCCCUACGAGUGUCCGGGAGGAGCGGAUAUGGGAGCUGUUUUUGCUAUGCGGAGAUGUGAAGAGGGUUAUAAUGGGGCUGAAUAGGAAUACACUGAGGUUCUGUGGAUUCUGCUUUGUUGAGUUCUAUACUGUGUCUUCUGCAGAUGCAGCAGUCAGGUACGUGAAUGGGUUUCGCCUUGACCAAAGCCCUUUAUCCAUUGACAAGGACUAUGGGUUUGUGGAGGGAAGGCAGUAUGGAAGAGGGGUCUUUGGAGGCCGUGUCAAGGCAGAUAGGAUGUAUCUUGAGGACAGGCACCAAAGAGACGGCACAAAGAGAAGAAGGCAGGGAAGGUUCUUGCGAUAA